Molecule: messenger RNA, 3458 nt
Organism: Pocillopora damicornis (cauliflower coral)
Lineage: Eukaryota; Metazoa; Cnidaria; Anthozoa; Scleractinia; Pocilloporidae
Cellular component (GO): extracellular matrix
Molecular function (GO): protein binding
Source: RefSeq, a predicted model, not a curated record
CUUGUCAACUUGAGAGUGCUGUCUGUAUCACCUAAUUCGAUCUCUUGCAUUCCUUAAUUAACAGUUUCACAUGUUAUUUAUCCACAUCCUUACUGCAUUUGUUUUCUUUUAUUGUGUUUAGCGGUUUAAACAUGAACAGGCUGACAAAAAUACAUGCUCACCUACUAAAAGAUGCACAGAAUCUGGAAUUUAUGUUUCUACAACAUAACGAGAUAACAGAUAUACCUGACAACCUUUUCCAAAAUGUUUUCAGCCUCAAAUAUGUAUUUCUCAACAAUAAUAACCUGACUCUGAUUGGUCCAGGCACCUUCAGGGGAGCAGUAAAUCUGGAAAUAUUGGCCCUUUCUAACAACCAUAAGCUAGCAGAUUUAGAGUCUAACUCUUUCAACUACGCUGAUUAUGGUAACCUCUCCCUUCUCUACGUUUUAGAGACAGCUCUUGUUCGAGUUAAAAUGAAAACUUUCAAAAAUCACGAAAAGGUUGGACUGGUGAUCUCUCCCACCGAAAAUCUAUACCAGUUUCCAGCCCCAUCAGACGAAAGAUUUCGAGAAGGACUGGAACGCAAUGGAUUCACAUGUAGCCAACAGUUGUGUACUCCUUGCGACUUUGGUACUUAUCAAAAAAGGGCCAGCAACGGCACUUAUGUCUGCGAAAAGUGUCCUCCAGGUGGAUUUUAUCAGAAUGCUGUUGGCCAAUUUGGAACCGUUGCAGGACGUACAGGAUGUCUUCCUUGUCCCAAGGGUACCUAUGUGGGGAUAGAUAAGUUCCCUGGGAAACGUCAGCAAAUGUGCCGCGUUUGUCCUGCCGGAUCCAAGAGCGAUGAGUGGGCAAGUUAUCGAGGUUGUUUCUGUAUUGACUCGUUCUAUCGAAAAGGCCGGUUCACAAAAUGUGAAGCGUGUCCAACAGAGGUCAGAGGAAUUCUGUGCAACGAGACAAUUUUGGUCAGGGAAGGGUAUUGGUGGAGAUUCAGAGAUUACAAUGAAAGCUGGGAAUAUCAGAGGUUCGUUGACGCCUUGAUGGUGCCCGAUGAACAGUACAAUCACAAAGAUAUCAAUUUCACAGGAGUCUUCCCUAGAGCACACCCUUGUCCCACUGCUUCUUCGUGUUUGGGUUCCCUAAACUCCGUUAGGAAACCGUGCAAGACUGGUUAUGGAGGACCACUGUGCGAGGUGUGCAGCAUAGGCUACUAUAAAUCUAUGACUAGAUGCACGGAAUGUCCGAGUCUUCCAUGGCUUUUAAUACAAAUGGUGGCCAUCACAUUCGUCAUUAUCAUCCUUAUCUUUAUUCUUGCCCGUGACGAGAGAGGCGCCAAAAUCAAGGGACGUACACUUUCUGAUAUCGUGCUGGCCCGUUUAAAGAUCGUCAUAGGCUUCUAUCAGGUCACAGCUGGUACUUUAGAUGCCUUCUCGUACGUUCAAUGGCCUGAAGCUCUGCUACAGCUCAGCAGCUAUAUCAAGUUCGUCCAGUUUAACGUGGUCCAAAUUGCUCCUUUCCAUUGUUUCAAAGAAAGCUUGAAGAUGAACGCGUACGUUGGUCUGUUGUUAAUUGUGACGUUGAAUGGAGGGAUCGUUGUAUCAGCGUUUGUGUAUUUUCAGAGCAGGAAACUAUUUUUCCGACUCAAGAAGAAUAUGUCUUUGGAGGAAAAGGAGGUGGAGAUUUCGCUGAGCAAGGAACACUGCUACCGUACCUCCUUCCUGGUUAUGUUCAUUACAUACCCGGAAGUUUGUUCAGGAAUCCUGCGUAUGCUUCCUCCUGCCUGUCAACGAAUCUGCCAGGAUGUGGCAAUGAAAGACUGCACUUACUACCUAAGAAUGGAUUACAGUUUAAAGUGUUUCGACAAGUCCUACAAUAAGUACGUGACUGCUGCCUACGUUGGAGCCACAUACCCUCUGCUUUUCCCUCUGUUCAUUGUAGUCAUUCUGUACUUGCUUUAUUAUCGACCCCAAGUCAAAAACUGCGCCCAAAGUACCGAAACAAAGCGGUAUGAAAUCAUAGAAGGUAUGCGUUUCAUCUAUGAAAACUACGACAAGCGUUGCUGGUACUGGGAAUUGGUGGAGAUGGUGAGGAAGUUGAUUCUUACUUCCGGUCUGGCCCUGAUUGGCACCGAGGGACGAACCUAUGUUGGAGUGGCAGCAAUGGCGUCAGGAUUCUACGCUGUAGCGUAUGCUCAGGUUCAGCCAAUACCCGACAAGUAUGAACAUCUGCUGCAACUGGUGUCUCUUGUAGCCUCUUUCUUCAAUCUAAGUGUUGGCGUCUUGUUAAGGAUUCCAUCUGAAAUGCUGAACUAUUCUAUCGAAAAGGACAAAGAUUCAAUUGGUGUCACUGUAUUGCUAGUGACGGCUAAUUUGAUGGUAAUAGGAUUGGUCGCCGUUCGAUAUAUCAUAUCUCUGGGUAAGAGUCUGUAUGGUGUAUAUAAGAACCCACAAUGCAACUGGGAGUGCUGUUUGAGUGUGGUUCUAUCAGCACGAAGUGAAAAUACAGAUGAGGAGGACAUUGAUGAUGCUGGACACAAGCGUGUGGAGCUCACCAUGGAAAGCGUUACAAGUAACAUAGAAUUGCAGAGGGAUGGCCUUGAAAACUCUAAUGGAGGAGGCAACAGCGAUCAAGCCACAAAAAACGAUCGGUGUUCCCUUCUCUCUCUGGAGGACGAUGACGAUGAGAUAGAGUUGUCAUGCGUGAGCCAAGGUUUUAGAGAGAUCGAGAGCCUGGGUACAACUGGACCUGUUUCCCAACGCAGAGAGGUCCGAAUGGCAAGCUCAAAAGGUGACUCGAAAAUUCCUGAAGUGCGGUUCAACAGGGGUCAUAAGGAGAUUCCCAGUGAUCACCCCACAGCUGAAUCAAACAAAGUAUUGGACUCUAAAGCGGUUACAGAAGUAAACAAAAGCGACUCACUGUCGCUUGAGAUGACUGAUUCGGACUCGGAUAGCACGAAAAUACACGAAGAGAAGGCAAGGGACGAAACUAUGAAUUGAAUCCGCAAGAACGCUGUAGACGCUAAAGAACCCUUGGAUUUAUCAUUCUAGAUAAGUGUUGAUUCUGGAAUGCAUGAUAUUCAACACUUGACCUUAGAAAUCAGUCUUUGAAUGCCUUAGAAGAGGCGAAAAGCUUGUUUUAAGAACUCUCAAUUCUAAUAAUAGGCAAGGAGAUAGUGCGGAAAUUUACUUGUUUUGAGCCUUGUUUCAUUUUAUUUGCUCGUGUUGCUUAAGGAUCAACCUGUAUUUGUUAUGUAAGUUUCUAAUGUAGCAAUUCAGAAAACUGGUUGAUGAACUAACUUUCUUAUUAGUUCCCAUUUAUGUCGUUAUCAAAGAUUUCUGACUAAUUUUCUACAUUGAAACCUUGAAAAAACUUCAGAAUAAACCAUAACAAAGUACAGUAUCUGUAUUGUAUCUUUAUUUCAACUUGACACAAGUUGCGCUUUAAGUGUCCACUACAGUUCUACAUCGAGCUUGUAAAGGAAA